AUGGGAGCACGAAAGAGACUCAUCACUACCCCUGAACCCUCUUCCGAUCCCAAAGAAAACACACAACACAAACCUCGACAACAAAUCGAUCCUCCAAUUUCACCACCCAAAUGGGGUUUCCUUUUCAAACUCUCUCUCUUUUCCAUCCCUUACUUGUACCUCAUUUUCUUCCAUUUCACUAUCGAUUCCGACCUUCGGACAUCCAUCAUCAUCAAUGCUGGACUCAGUCUCGCAGCUUUCUUCCUUACAGUAAGAAUGAUCCCUGUUGCAUCUAGAUAUGUUCUCAAACGGAAUCUCUUUGGAUAUGAUAUUAACAAGAAGGGUACUCCUCAGGGAAACAUUAAAGUACCUGAAUCAUUGGGUAUAGUUGUUGGUAUUGUCUUCUUGGUUGUGACAAUCUUAUUUCAGUAUUUCAACUUCACAGCAGAUUCAAAUUGGCUUGUUGAGUACAAUGCUGCUUUAGCAUGCAUCUGUUUCAUGACAUUGCUUGGAUUUGUCGAUGAUGUCCUUGAUGUCCCUUGGAGAGUAAAAUUACUACUACCAUCAAUUGCUGCACUUCCUUUGUUAAUGGCAUAUGCUGGACACACAACUAUAGUUAUACCAAAACCACUUGUACCACACAUUGGCAUAGAGAUUUUGGAUCUUGGAUGGAUAUAUAAACUAUACAUGGGGCUAUUGGCCGUUUUCUGCACAAAUUCGAUCAACAUACAUGCUGGAUUAAAUGGCCUUGAAGUUGGACAGACGGUGGUUAUCACAUAUGCUAUUCUGAUUCACAAUAUUAUGCAAAUUGGAGCGUCAAAAGAUCCUGAAUAUAAGCUAGCACAUGCAUUCUCCAUUUACUUAGUGCAGCCAUUGCUAGCUACCUCUUUAGCUAUACUCUCUUACAAUUGGUAUCCUUCUUCAGUUUUUGUUGGUGAUACGUAUACAUACUUUGCUGGGAUGACUAUGGCCGUGGUUGGUAUUUUAGGCCAUUUUAGCGAAACACUCUUGAUUUUCUUCCUGCCUCAAGUUUUGAACUUUCUCUUGUCACUACCACAGCUUUCUGGCUACAUUCCAUGUCCACGUCAUCGUCUUCCGAGGUUUGACCCUCACACUGGACUACUGACUGGAACAAAUGAUGGAACACUUGUUAACUUCUUUUUAAGAAGUUUAGGGCCGAAAUCCGAGAAGUCCCUUUGUGUAUAUCUUCUGAUUUUCCAGGGUAUUGCAUGCGGUUUCUGUUUCCUGCUGAGGUAUUUCCUUGCUGGUUGGUACAAAUGA
Lathyrus sativus (Indian pea) is the source of this 1260-nucleotide messenger RNA. NCBI's taxonomy places the organism in Eukaryota, Viridiplantae, Streptophyta, Magnoliopsida, Fabales, Fabaceae. The record is from the annotation of a GenBank genome assembly.